CGUUGCGCCGCUGUCAGCGCUGCCGAAGAAGGGCGGAAUUGCGCUUGGCCGAGGGGCGUGGGCGUGGCGGAGGCUGACAAACGCGGCUGGGCGAGCAUGGACUCGCACGAGAAGAUUCGCGCGUCGCUCCCACGCCCGCUGCCUCGUCUCGCGCGCUGACCUUCAACUUUUGCCCCUCGCGCCUCCGUUGCUCUCUCCACCACCUCCUUCCCGGCCUGCCACCAUGCGCGCCACCUCGGCCCGCCAGCUCAAGCUGCAGCUCGUCGAGCGGCUGCGGCCCACCGACGUCGUGCCGUCGCGGCUGCUCAAGGCCGCCUCGGCCGCACAGGCCGCCGCCGCCGCUGCGGGCCCCACGGCGACGCCCGCGGCGCAGCGGGCGCCGCGCGAGCAGACGCUGGCGCAGCAGCUGCUCGCGCGCCAGGCCGCCCAGCCCGACACGUGGCCGGCGAACCUGCGCAUCGAGCCGCACACGCCCAGCAAGGAGCUCUACUGGAACGUCCCGGGCGAGCAGCGCGAGCAGCUGCGCAAGCUUCUGCGCGAGAAGUAGAGGCACAGCGACGGCGCGCACAGGAUGCAUGAGAGAUGUCAUUGCGGAAAUGUGGGCUCUGGGCGAUGCGAAUGGAGACAGGCGGGAAUGAGGUGGGCUGUGGUCGGGAAUGAGAGAGGGGAAUGGGUGGGUCCGGGAGAGGGAUCGCAGGGCGGCAUCAACGGGAGCUGGGAAUGGUAGGAGGAUGCAGUGUGGGGGCCAGGAGGGCUGUAGCGAGGAUGCUCGAAUGAAAUAGGCAGCGCACCAAGCGUGGCGCGAUGGAUAAGAG
Tilletiopsis washingtonensis is the source of this 815-nucleotide messenger RNA. RefSeq lists its product as hypothetical. The record is from RefSeq and is a predicted model, not a curated record. The transcript is spliced from 2 exons. Lineage: Eukaryota; Fungi; Basidiomycota; Exobasidiomycetes; Entylomatales. Bases 224 to 547 code for a protein of 107 amino acids.